Messenger RNA from Myxocyprinus asiaticus (Chinese sucker), 4455 nucleotides. Its product is annotated as E3 ubiquitin-protein ligase CBL-B-like. The record is from RefSeq and is a predicted model, not a curated record. Lineage: Eukaryota; Metazoa; Chordata; Actinopteri; Cypriniformes; Catostomidae. Gene Ontology annotation, molecular function: receptor tyrosine kinase binding; SH3 domain binding; phosphotyrosine residue binding. Gene Ontology annotation, cellular component: plasma membrane; membrane raft. Gene Ontology annotation, biological process: cell surface receptor signaling pathway; negative regulation of epidermal growth factor-activated receptor activity. The transcript is spliced from 19 exons. The coding region runs from base 271 to 3087 and encodes 938 amino acids.
UAAACCGAGCAGCGUCACGAGCAUAUCACACACCGAUUAGAGCGGGAUUUUAUAGCGUUUUACGCGUUCUGCGUGAGGAUACGGAAGGGCAGCUCGUAGUUUGUGAACAUCUGGACAGAUAUGUGACAUUUUCCUGGCAUCGACGUUGCGUUUUUCUUGCUUUUUGUUUGUGAGGGACCUCCCUUAAGCUUCGGGAACUUGGGAACUCUCUCCACUGACAUUCCUUGUCUUGGCAGCUACACUGUUUUCGUUUUGCCGCAUGUGCAGAAAAUGGCAACUGCUCUCAGUGGACGCCCACCUAACAAUCGGAAAGGCCGUAUUUUAGGCAUUAUCGAGUCCAUCCAGGACGCUGUCGGACCCCCCAAACAAGCGGCCGCGGACCGUCGGACUGUCGAGAAGACAUGGAAACUCAUGGACAAAGUAGUGAGGUUAUGUCAGAGCCCCAGGCUGCAGUUGAAGAACAGUCCCCCGUACAUCUUGGAUAUCUUACCUGACACUUACCAGCACCUGAGGCUGAUUUUGUGCAAAUAUGAGGAGAACCAGAGACUUACUCAGCUAAGCGAGAAUGAUUAUUUCAAAGUGUACAUCGACAGCCUGAUGAAGAAAUCUAAACGAGCAAUCCGCCUCUUUAAGGAAGCCAAGGAGAGAAUGUACGAAGAACAGUCACAAGACAGACGAAACCUCACCAAGCUCUCGCUGAUCUUCAGUCACAUGUUGGCCGAGAUCAAAGCCAUCUUCCCGGUCGGACAGUUUCAGGGAGACACAUUCCGCAUCACCAAGGCAGACGCCGCCGAUUUCUGGAGGAGAUCUUUUGGCGAAAAGACAAUAGUGUCAUGGAAAAUGUUCCGGCAGUGCCUUCACGACGUGCACCCCAUCAGCUCCGGCUUAGAGGCCAUGGCUUUAAAAUCUACCAUCGACCUCACUUGCAACGACUACAUCUCUGUCUUUGAGUUCGACAUCUUCACUCGCCUUUUCCAGCCGUGGGGCUCGAUUCUGAGGAACUGGAACUUCCUGGCAGUCACUCACCCUGGAUAUAUGGCCUUCCUCACAUACGACGAGGUGAAGGCACGUCUGCAGAAGUACAUCAACAAACCUGGCAGCUACAUCUUCAGACUGAGCUGUACACGGUUAGGCCAGUGGGCCAUCGGCUACGUCACCAGUGACGGCAACAUCCUACAGACCAUUCCACAUAACAAGCCGCUGUUCCAGGCACUCAUUGAUGGAUGCAGAGAGGGCUUUUACCUGUUUCCUGAUGGGCGCAGUUAUAACCCAGAUCUCACAGGUCUGUGUGAACCCACCCCACACGACCACAUCAAGGUCACCCAGGAGCAGUAUGAGUUGUACUGUGAGAUGGGCUCUACAUUUCAGCUAUGUAAGAUUUGCGCCGAAAACGAUAAAGACAUAAAGAUUGAGCCAUGUGGUCACCUCAUGUGCACUUCCUGUUUGACAUCAUGGCAGGAUUCUGAUGGUCAGGGUUGCCCAUUCUGUCGCUGUGAGAUCAAAGGGACCGAGCCCAUCAUCGUGGAUCCAUUUGACCCACGCAACGAAGGAGCCAAGUGCUUCCUCCUGGACCACUUCUGCUCCCCCAUGCUGGACCUGGACGAUGAUGAUGACAGAGAGGAUUCGUUGGUCAUAGACCAUAUCAAGAAGUCCAUGGAGAUCCAGAACUCGCCGAUAAUGUCCCCAAACUCAUCCCCUGUGUGUGAGCGUCGGAAAACCGCUGCAGAUCACAUGGGUCCACACUUGAACAUUCCACCUGUACCGCCUCGCCUGGAUCUCAUCCGUUCUCCUGCUCCCAGCCCUACAGGCUCACCCAAGUCAUCUCCAUGCAUGUCCAGAAAACAGGACAAGCCCCUUCCUGCCCCUCCGCCCCCACAGAGAGACCCCCCUCCCCCGCCUCCACCUGAACGGCCCGCUCAUAUGCCUCAAGACAGUCGGGCUGCCUGGCUCAUUACCCCCUCCACCGGCCUGCCCAGAGACCCCAGAGCUCCCCUAGAGGCCUGGAGCCCUAAAGACAGCACCCCUUUGUCAGACUGCAGGACUGUUGCUGCAGACCAUUCCCCUAAACUCGCCCACGCUGCCCCUGCUCACAUCAACGGGAGACCCCUGAGCUGCUCUGGUGCAGACCUGGGAGUGAACCGGACCAGCCACAGACUCAACACGCAGUCGGAGUGUAGUAAGUCUUUCAUCAAUGGUUUGUUACCUGGUGAUGAGUAUGACGUCCCACCUCUACGUCACUCCCCUCCCCUGGUGGACCACAAUCAGAGACACAGCAACCCCUUCACCAGCCACCGGAGCCUGACAGACAGAGUGGAGGACGAAUAUCAGAUACCCACAUCACAUCCCCUCUGCAUUACACAGCCGCCUGUCUGCAUUCCCUACCGCAUAUCCAACAGGGCUUUAGAAAACGGCUCGUCGGAUUUCUCUACAGAUAUAAAGAAACCUAAACCUCCAGAGCAUGGUGUGUUUGACUCUGGCCCGUUGAUUUCAGGUGUGGCUCAGUGUCCCCUCCACAACAGGACGCCCUCAGACUACGACAUUCUGCUUCCCCCUCAAGCAUCUCCAAUGGAAGACCCUUUCAACUCUCUUCCCCCAUCCCAGCCCCCUCCUCCACCCCCCAUCAGGAACAGUUUCAUAGAACCCUCGUCCUCCUUGCCCUACCCCAGACCUGCCCGUCCCUCAUCUGGACACGACCACUUCCUGCUCAGCGCUGAUGCAUUUAUAGAUGUAUUGAAUAGCUCGGCUCCCAACCCUCCUGUUCGGAGACUAACCGGAGAAAACAUGAAGAAUCCAUUCAGGGCUCCACAAGACUAUGAUCAACUGCCUCCAACCACAGUGGCCGGAGAUUGCUUUAGGGCACCUGAGAGACCCCCCAAACCACUUCCCCGAAUCAUCCCACCAGACAUCCACAGAAGACCGCAUGAAUCGUCCCGAGAAAACUUGGACGGCAAAAUUGCCAAGCUGAUGGGAGAGGGCUACUCUUUCGAGGACGUGAAAAGAGCGCUGAUGAUAGCGCAAAACAAAGUGGACGUGGCACGGAACAUUUUGCGAGAAUUUGCGCUUGUGGCCCCCAGGCAGAGCCUGUAGCCCAAACCAUUUCAAACUAUGACUGACUGUAAGCAGAGCUCACAAACCGCAGGCAAACUCCCGCUUGCUCCCGUUUAACACACCUGUAUGGUCAGAAUCGACCGUCUGGUGAACAAGACGAAAAACACAAUGUCUGUGCGCUUUUUGCCAUAUGGAGUCUAUAGCAUCAUGCUAAGGAGUGUUGCGUUAGUGUAUAGACGACAGAAUCCUGUGAAAAAAACCAACAAACUUGUGUUUACAGUGCGGUGGCAUUUGGUGGCUUUACUGCUAGUGGUGUAAUCUGCAGAGCUCAGGUCAACCUCGUUACAGCCUUGGCCGUUCAAGAGAGGAAUUGAAGUUUCAUUAUUUGGAGCUCUCCGUCCACCUCUUGCGAUGGGUUUAUUGUGUACUUUGCAGUCAUAAGGUUUUUAUUCCUUUCUUGAAUUGGCUGGACAGAAAUGAUAGUAACUCUAAGCCACAUUUCUGCCAAUGUAGCUGCCGCCAAUGCUGCCAGCCUUACCCGUGCAACACACAUAAACCCAGCUGCAUUGUCCUGGCCUCUUGGGUAUCAUAAUUUUACAGUAAUAGCUUUCAGCCUGGUCAUUUCCCUUUUGUGUCAUUAAUUUGCUAUGAUCGCAACAAACCAGAUCAGAACUGCCGUGAGAUUAUUUGAGGUCGGUUUCGGUGACUCUUGUGAGACCAUGAGAGAGAUUCAACUUAACAGACUGCUGGUUUUUAGGAAUGUAACAACAUGAGGGUGAUUAGAUGACUGAAUUUUAAAUUUUGUUUUGAGCUAUUCCUUUAAUGGAUGCUGUCGAUAUCUGUUAAAAAUUUUAGCGUCUCAGUACAUUCCAGUGUAAGCAAGCAGAUGUGGGUUUUUAGUAAGGGCUACCGAAUGUCAUAAUGGUUGUUUUAUCUUCUUUAAAUAGAAAGCUCAAUCCCUAAAGCCUUUACACUCAGUUGUGAAAAGAAAAAUCCAAAUGGUUUCCUAUUUAUUUUACAUUCUUAGUUCUUCAAAAAUAUUCACUGCAGUACAAGAGGAAGCCGCCUAAUCCUUCCACUUCCCUUCUCUCAGUUACCAUUAGCCCACUGACACUAGCGCUGUAUGCAAAAAGAGAUUGCAAAAACAAGAACUGGAUGUGUGCUAUGUUAUUAGCGCUCGAUAGCAAACAAGCCAAAACAUGCAAAUUAUCAUCAUCUAUGAGUAAUUUACAAGGGAAAUUGGGUAAUUUCCCCAUUUGUAAUUACGAGGGUCUGAUUCUAUCUGAGACAAAAUAUGUUGUCUAUGCCAGUGGUUCUCAACCUUUUUGACUCCAAGGCCCCCCACUGUCCAAGACAAUAUUUGAAGGCCCCCUUGCCCGAAACUAGACGUGUCUGAUUAAAAUAAUU